ACGCAGGGCAAACCUAAAACCCUAAUAAAACCCUCUCUCAGAGCAUCAUGGCAACUCCAGAGACCUCAAGGGAACCAUGUCCCGAUCGGAUUCUAGACGACGUUGGCGGGGCUUUUGGGAUGGGGGCGGUGGGUGGAUCGGCCUACCACUUCUUGAUCGGCAUGAAAAACUCUCCGAGGGGCCAGCGACUCGUCAACGGCGCUCAGAUGGUCCGUAUGAAUGCACCCCGCGUUGGUGGCAGCUUCGCAGUCUGGGGCGGUCUCUUCUCCGCUUGCGAUUGCUCCUUGGUCUACCUCCGACAGAAGGAAGACCCUUGGAACUCGAUCAUCUCCGGCGCUGCUACUGGCGGCUUCCUCCAGAUGAGACAGGGCCUCCGUGCCUCCUCCCGCUCUGCUCUCUUCGGUGGGGUCCUCUUGGCUCUCAUCGAAGGGGCUGGAAUUAUGGCAAAUAAGUACUUCUCUGCCGCGCAGGAUAUUCCUAUCAUGAUGGAGGAACCCGCAACUGCAGUUAUGGGGGGAGAUCAAGAGUCUACAUCGUCUGGAUCUUGGUUUGGUGGGUGGUUUGGCGCAGGGAAGAAAAAAGAGGAGGAGAGUGGAGGAAGCAAAACUGAAAUUUUGGAGAGCUUUGAUGCGCCGCUGGUACCAAGUUUUGAAUACAAGUGAAAUUGAGGCUCUUUACAGGCAAUAAAUUUUACAAAGUCGAGUGUUUGAUGCUAGGAGGUAUGAUUUAAGAAUCUAGAACCGUAUUGAUUUAACAUUAUUACUUGAAAUUUAGAGGAAGCUUGUAUAAAGAUGCAUUUCUUUUCAAUGUUUAGUUGUGGCGAAGUCUUAUUUGCUGCGCUAUUUUAUUUAGUUUCUCAUCAAUGAAAGAGGGUUGUGGUUGUUGAGUCA
This is a messenger RNA of Tripterygium wilfordii, 890 nucleotides long. Its product is annotated as mitochondrial import inner membrane translocase subunit TIM17-2-like. Lineage: Eukaryota; Viridiplantae; Streptophyta; Magnoliopsida; Celastrales; Celastraceae. Gene Ontology annotation, cellular component: mitochondrial inner membrane; TIM23 mitochondrial import inner membrane translocase complex. The record is from RefSeq and is a predicted model, not a curated record. The transcript has a single exon. Gene Ontology annotation, molecular function: transmembrane protein transporter activity. Gene Ontology annotation, biological process: protein import into mitochondrial matrix. The coding region runs from base 48 to 662 and encodes 204 amino acids.